Messenger RNA from Nycticebus coucang (slow loris), 1945 nucleotides. RefSeq names its product thymidine phosphorylase (gene TYMP). The transcript has 9 exons. The record is from RefSeq and is a predicted model, not a curated record. Gene Ontology annotation, biological process: pyrimidine nucleobase metabolic process; pyrimidine nucleoside metabolic process. Lineage: Eukaryota; Metazoa; Chordata; Mammalia; Primates; Lorisidae. Bases 316 to 1929 code for a protein of 537 amino acids. Gene Ontology annotation, molecular function: pyrimidine-nucleoside phosphorylase activity; 1,4-alpha-oligoglucan phosphorylase activity. Gene Ontology annotation, cellular component: cytosol.
GUCAGAACUUUGGAACCAACAGGGGACUGGGCCUGAAUGUCAGGGCUAGGCCAGGUCUGGAGUCACAGCGUUUAGGCGGUGUCCAACCAUCAAGACCCCACCUAGGGUGGGAGGGGAACGCUCUGGACCCCUAGAUUCUGGGACUAGAGACUACCACAGGCGGGGAAAGCCGAGCACAAAGAGCCACUUAUCCAACCCACUGCCUCCUCUGGGCCAUCGAAUUCCCGGAAGUCUCGCACCCUCCUUUGGCACUUCGGAAACGGGUCAGAACGGUAGAGAGCAAGACUUCACAGAGGCAGCGAUUGGCCCGGAGUUAUGGCAGCCGCAGUGACCUCAGGAACUCCAGAAACCCCUGGGCCAGUCAUGCCUGGUGACCUUUCAGGGGAAGGGAGCAGGGGACUUCCUGAGACCCAGCCGGAGCCCAAGCAGAUCCCAGAGCUAAUCCGCAUAAAGCGAGAUGGAGGCCGCCUGAGCCAGGCAGACAUCAGAGGCUUCGUGGGUGCUGUGGUGGAUGGGAGUGCGCAGGGGGCACAGAUCGGUGCGUGGGGAAUUAGCAGAAUGGGAGGUCAGGCCCAGAUGCCGUCUUUCCCUGGGAAUGCCAUAACCAUCACAGGUCCUGAGAUAAUCCAUUACUCUGGGAUGACACAGUCCUCAUGCUGCCCACAUCAUUGUACCCCACACCCAGGAGCCAUGCUCAUGGCUAUCCGACUUCGGGGCAUGGACCUGGAGGAGACUUCGGCACUGACCCAGGCACUGGCCAAGUCUGGGCAGCAACUGAAGUGGCCAGAGGCCUGGCAACAACAGCUUGUGGACAAACAUUCUACAGGGGGCGUGGGUGACAAGGUCAGCCUAGUCCUGGCACCUGCCCUGGCUGCAUGCGGCUGUAAGGUGCCCAUGAUCAGUGGACGUGGCCUGGGACACACAGGGGGCACCUUGGAUAAGCUGGAAUCUAUCCCUGGGUUCAACACCAUCCAGAACCCAGAGCAGAUGCAAGUGCUACUGGAGCAAGUCGGGUGCUGCAUCGUGGGGCAGAGUGAGAAGCUGGUUCCUGCAGAUGGAAUCCUGUAUGCUGCCAGAGAUGUGACAGCCACUGUGGACAGCCUGCCACUUAUCACAGCCUCCAUCCUCAGUAAGAAGGUUGUGGAGGGCCUGUCGGCUCUAGUGGUGGACGUUAAGUUCGGAGAGGCUGCUGUGUUCCCCAACCAGGAGCAGGCCCGGGAGCUGGCCAGAGUGCUGGUCGGCGUGGGGGCUGGCCUGGGGCUUCGGGUCGCAGCAGCCUUAACUGCCAUGGACAAGCCCGUGGGUCGCAGUGUGGGCCAUGCCCUGGAGAUAGAGGAGGCGCUGCUGUGCAUGGACGGCGCAGGGCCGCCGGACCUCCGGGAUCUGGUCAUUAAGCUAGGGGGCGCUCUGCUCUGGCUCAGCGGACAGGCCGAGGCCCAGGCCGAGGGGGCUGCCCGAGUGGCUGCAGCGCUAGACAAAGGCUCAGCCCGGGACCACUUCGAGCAAAUGCUGGCGGGGCAGGGCGUGGACCCAAGCAUGGCCCGAGCGCUGUGCUCUGGGAGCCCCGCGCAGCGCCGGCAGCUGCUGCCCCGCGCCCGGGAGCAGGAGGAACUGCUUACACCUGUAGAUGGCACCGUGGAACUGAUCCGCGCGCUGCCGCUGGCUCUUGUGCUGCACGAGCUCGGGGCUGGACGCAGCCGCGCUGGGGAGCAGCUCCGGCUGGGGGUGGGCGCCGAGCUGCUAGUCGACGUGGGCCAGAGGCUGCGCCGCGGGACGCCAUGGCUCCGCGUGUACCGCGACGGUCCCGCGCUCAGCGGGCCGCAGCGCCGCGCCCUGCAAGGGGCGCUAGUGCUCUCGAACCGCGCGCCCUUCGCCGCCCCCUCGCCCUACGCCGAGCUCAUCCUGCCGCCGGCCGGCGCGCAGCAAUAAAUGCCUACAGCCGGAA